UGUUAGAUAAAAUGAGAACACUGGAGACUGAAAGUGAAACUGUUGAAGCUGAACAAUUUCAACUCCGUAGCAUUUAAGAACGUUCAAGAUAUCUAAUACGAAAGUAGAUUCCAGCCUCACACGUCACACUGCUCGGCUAUAACAAGAUAAUUCCUUGAAGAUGGGGCACCCAUCCAAACCUGUGCAACAGACAUCCAGACCAUUGCAGGUGGUGUUACUUGGUACAACAGGAGCAGGGAAGAGUGCCACAGGAAACACCAUCCUGGGACGAAAAGAUUUUGUCUCAAAGAAAAUAUUAAAAUCAGUGACUGCUAAUAUUGAGAAACAAAAUGUCACCAUUGAAGGAAGAGAUCUUGUCGUGUAUGACACUCCAGGAUUCUGUAACUCUGAUCAAUCUGAAGAGCAAAUUCAGGAGAAAUUCCAGGAUGUCCUCAAGUUAACCUCAUCUGGUCCCCGUGUGUUUCUCCUGGUGGUGAAGUUAGAUAGAUUAACAGAAGAAGAGAAGAGGGUCAUCAGUAAAGUAGAAUAUCUUCUAGGAGAGAGUCUUUUGAAGCAAACCUGGAUCCUGUUCACCAGAGGAGAUGAGUUGGAAGACCAGACUAUAGAAGAAUACAUUGAGGAGUCAGAUGACCUCACACAAGUGAUGAGAAAAUACGAUGGAAGAUACCAUGUGUUCAACAACAAGAGGGGUGAUCCUGAGCAGGUCAAAUCACUGCUGGAAAAGACAUCCAUCUGUCUCAAUUCAACWGUUUCAAGGAGCUCCUCCAUCAGGAAUCUCCCAGAGAGAAGGAUUGUUCUGCUUGGAAAAAGCGGUGUUGGGAAGAGUGCAACAGGAAACACCAUCCUAGAUGGAGAWUAUUUCCAUUCUGAACUGAACCCGUCCUCAGUAACACGUGAAACAGAAAUGAAGCAGGCAGCAGUAGAUGGGAGGGAUGUCAGUGUAGUUGACACUCCAGGACUGUUUGACACACAGCUUACUGCUGAAGAAUUGACAAAGGAGAUUGUUAGGAGCAUCUAUGAGUCUAGUCCAGGGCCUCAUGCCUUCCUCUUAGUUUUACGAGUGAAUGACAGGUUCACAGAGCAGGAGAAAAAACCUAUUGAAAUUCUAGAGAGUGUUUUUGGGUCAGGACUGGCAAAGCACACCAUCAUCCUCUUCACCCAUGGAGAUACUUUAGAGGGUAACAGUCUAGAGAAGCUGAUUGGUGGGAACAGUGACCUCAGUAGAGUGGUAGAGCAGUGUGGAGGGAGGUACUAUGUCCUCAACAAUAAAGCAAGAGGAAGCAGAGCUCAGGUCACAAAGCUGAUGGAGAAGAUAGACAGAAUGGUGGAGGAGAAUGGAGGAACCUGCUACACCAAUGAGAUGUUUGAGGAUGCAGCCAGGGCUAAGAAAGAGGAGGAGGAGAGGAUCCAGAGGGAGGAGGAGGAGAGGAUCCAGAGGGAGAAGGAGUGGCUCCAGAAAGAGGAGGAUGAGAGGAUCCAGAGGGAGAAGGAGUGGAUCCAGAGGGAGAUGGAGAGGAUCCAGAGGGAGACAAGGGAGAGGGUCAUUAUGGAGUUGGAGGAGGAUAGGGAGAGGAUGGAGAAGGAGAGGAUGAAGAGGGAGAGUAUGGAUAAGGAGAGGAUUGAGAAGGACAGGAUGGAGAGGGAGAGGAUGGAGAAUGAGAAUAUUGAGAAGAAGAGGGUGGAAAGGGAGAAGGUAGUUUGUGCUAGAUGGGAGAAAAUUAUUAUAGCUGCAGUGAUAGGUGCAGGAUUAGGGCUUUGUGUAGGUGGUGUAGCUGGUGCCAUUGUAGGUUGGAAAGUUGGGGCAGGCAUUGUGGUAGGUGGUGCUGGCGGUAGUGGGCUGCGGUAUGCGUGGAUGGUGCUGGCGAUGAAGUAUGUGGUAGCUGGCG
Salvelinus sp. IW2-2015 is the source of this 1886-nucleotide messenger RNA. Lineage: Eukaryota; Metazoa; Chordata; Actinopteri; Salmoniformes; Salmonidae. The record is from RefSeq and is a predicted model, not a curated record.